Paramecium sonneborni is the source of this 1183-nucleotide messenger RNA. Lineage: Eukaryota; Ciliophora; Oligohymenophorea; Peniculida; Parameciidae. The record is from the annotation of a GenBank genome assembly.
AUGAGUGAUAAAAUUGCAAAAGCAGAGGAGAACAUUUAAGAAAAAAUAAAUAAAUUAUAUCUACCAUCUGUUUAUUCUAUCAUAAAUGAGAAAGGGGAAUCUAAUAGAAAAGCUUUAUUGAAUAGAACUAAUAGGUGUAAGUCUUAGUUUGCUAUUGAAAAAUAUAAUGCAACAUUGACUAAUUAAUCUUAGAAUAACGUUAACAUAAGCAACUAAGUUACCCAACUUAAUCAGACUAAAGAAAAUUAUUCAGUUUGUCAAUCAAGUUAAAUCAAUAAAACUUCAGAUUAAAGUGAAUUAAAUAUAAAUGAGAUUAUCAAUAUCAAUUAAUUAAUCAAUUAAAAGAAGGAAGAGAUUGCCAGAUAAAAUAAGUAUUAUCUAAAAUAGAUCAGUAAAAUUAGACGUAAAUUUAAUUUAAUUUUAGAGAAUUACGAAAUGAAAGCAAAAAUUAGAGAUUAAUUGAGUUAGCAAAGAAAAGCAACUGAUAAAUCUGCAGAGUUAUAUGAAAAGUGUUGGGAUGAAACAAUCAAAGAAAUUAAUUAAGAAAUAGAAGAGAAUCAGUUACUAGUUAAUGAUAAAAUCAAUUAAGGAAAGUAAAAAAAAAGAAUACGACCAAAGCCUUUAAAUAGUUAAGUAUAAUUAUUUGUAAACUUAGAUUUUUACAAAAAUCAGAGAAUAAGAAGAUCAGUUUUUUCGAUAACGUUCUGAAUCUAUUUUGAAGAAAUUGAAACAAAAGUCAAUUCAUCUUGUAGGUGAAGUAACUGAAUAGAUUGAAUAAGCAUAAAAAAUUUAAAAAGAAUAAUAGUAUUAGAGAUCAAAAGAAAGAGAAGAUAGUAAACAAGAGAUAAUCAAAUCAUUAAGAUUUAAAGAGUAAGAAAAAUUAGUUAAAUUACUUUAAUCAAGGCCUACAAAUAGAUAUCCUUAAUUAUCAUAAAAAUAGAGCGAAGAAUAAGAUGAUCAAUUAAGUACUUUUAAAAAAUACAAAAAGAAAAGGUCAAUAAGUUUGAAUAAUUGUUUGCCAUAAAUUGAUAAACAUUAAGAAGUAGAAAUAAAUUCAAUAAAACAAUAAGAAAGGACCUUGAUAUUUAAGAAAAUAUAAGAAUGCAGCAAUUUAUUAAAAAGCAAUAAAUUAUAAAAUAAGAACUUACUCAAAAAAACACGAAAUUUUUAGAAAUAAUAAUGA